Molecule: messenger RNA, 1647 nt
Organism: Adineta steineri
Lineage: Eukaryota; Metazoa; Rotifera; Eurotatoria; Adinetida; Adinetidae
Source: the annotation of a GenBank genome assembly
AUGUCUCUCUUCGUGACAUCAAAUGGUGAUAUUUAUAUCGAUGAUGGUCAAAAGAAUGGUCGAGUACAGAAAUGGAUAGCAGAAACAAAAACCUUUGUUACAGUGAUGAAUGUCAACUCAUCAUGUGAUGGUUUGUUUGUUGAUAUGAAUGAUACUCUUUACUGUUCAAUGCCUGGUCAUCAUCUAGUACUGAAAAGAUCAUUACAUGAUUCUGUGAUGAUUUCAAAUGUUGUUGCCGCUGGAACAGGUAUUGAAGGAUCAGCUUUGAAUCAACUCUCACAUCCUUUUGGAAUCUUUGUUGAUGUAAAUUUGGAUUUAUAUGUAGCAGAUUGUAUGAAUGAUCGAGUUCAAUUGUUUCAGUCAGGAGAAUUAAACGGCAUCACAGUAGCUGGAAAUACAUCACGAAAUCCAACAAUUGUACUUAGCUGUCCAAGUGGAAUUAUAUUAGAUGCUGAGAAAUACUUAUUCAUUGUCGAUCAAUUCAAUGGUCGUAUUGUUGGUUCAGACGUAAAUGGUUUUCGAUGUUUAGUUGGAUGUCAUGGACAAGGAUCACGAUCUAAUCAAUUAUUAAAUCCAUUUAGUUUUAGUUUCGAUAGUUAUGGAAACAUGUUUGUUACUGAUCAAUAUAAUCAUCGAAUUCAAAAAUUUUUAUUGAUGAAAGAUUCUUCUGCUCUUCCAUUCAAUCAACCACAGUUUUGUUCAACAGCCACUUGGAAUCUAACUGGAAUUACCAUUGCUAAUCAAUCGAUUGUUGGUCUAUUUCCUCGCGACAUUUUUGUGAGCAAAAACAAUACAAUCUAUGUUGCUAAUCAACAAAAUAAUACAAUUAUAAUGUGGGAAGAAGAGAGUGCCAAUCCAACAAAGAUCAUUGAAGGUAAUUUUACAAUACCUAUGUCUCUCUUCGUGACAUCAAAUGGUGAUAUUUAUAUCGAUGAUGGUCAAAAGAAUGGUCGAGUACAGAAAUGGAUAGCAGAAACAAAUACCUUUGUUACAGUGAUGAAUGUCAGCUCAUUAUGUUCUGAUUUGUUUGUCGAUGUCGAUGAUACUCUUUAUUGUUCAAUGUCUCAGCAUCAUCAAGUACUGAAAAGAUCAUUGAAUGAUUCUGACAUAGCUUCAAAUUUUGUUGCUGCUGGAACAGUUAAUUCUGGAUCAGCCUCAAAUCAACUUUAUUAUCCUCGUGGAAUUUUCGUCGAUGUGAAUCUGGAUUUAUAUGUGGCAGAUUGUUACAAUGAUCGUGUUCAACUGUUCCAGUCGGGAGAAUCAAAUGGCAUUACAAUAGCUGGAAGUACAUCACGAAAUCCAACAAUUACACUUAGUUUUCCAAGUGGAAUUAUAUUAGAUGCUGACAAAUAUUUAUUCAUUGUGGAUAGUUUCAAUAAUCGUAUUGUUGGUUCCGACUUGAAUGGUUUUCGAUGUUUAGUUGGAUGUGAUGGAGGGGGUACACAAUCCAAUCAAUUGUAUAAUCCAUUUAGUUUUAGUUUCGAUCUUUCUGGAAAUAUAUAUGUUGCUGAUUCAUUAAACAAUCGUAUUCAAAAAUUUUUUUUCCUAAACAGUUCUUGUGAUAUUUCAUCUACAUCUACAUCAACAACAACAACUGUUUUAUCUACAUCUAUAUCUACAUCAACAACAACUACAUUCAGUGAGUAA